CUUGUUCUUUUUUUUUUCUGGACGGGACCCGGUUGUUCCUGCGUGUUUCGAGCAAGCUGCGAAGACGACGCGGUGGGGAUGGCUACGGCAGCCGGCGGCGGAGGGCGAGGAGGAGGAGGAGGAGCGAAGACGGUGGUGGCGGAGCAGAUAGCGCAGGCGGUGCAGUCCACCUCCAACCUUCUCCAGCUUAUGGAAGAGUCCUCCCCCGCGCAGAUUCACUUGGCAAAACUUCCCAAGAACCUCUUGGCAAAAGCAUCUUUUGCAAAGAACACAGAGCAGGUGCUACACCAACUACCUCAAGUAAUUUCUUCCUUGGAUGCUUAUAUGGACAGGAGUUUGCAAAGCGCCUCUCAAAUUAAGACUGUCACACAACUGUUGUCAAACAUGGAGAACACUCAGUUGAGAUCCAUCGUGCCUUCCUCUCAACUGAAGAAAGAUCAAAAGAAUACCGAACCUGAAGAACUCAGGGUUGAGUGACGUGUUCGCCAAGACCUAAUGGAAGACUUGGUUUUCGCUUUCUUGUGCUGAAGAAGUGUAUGUACGGUGGUUCAGGAGGUGGCUUUCCAAUAGCAAGCAAAAGGAUCCAUUGUUUCUUACUGUUUGUUCAACAUCUGCACGAUGUGGUUGGGGAUUGCUGUAACUCUUCAGGCGCCAUGUUAUGAGUGCCUGGAACCUGUAUCAUAAGGCAAGCAUGCCUAUUAACUGCUGCGCUUUCCGGGUCUGUAACAAUGUUCUUUUCUUGUAAUUGUAUUGAUUGGUUUUAGCAGAAAUUAAGGUAGAAAUUAAGGUCC
Phragmites australis (common reed) is the source of this 791-nucleotide messenger RNA. RefSeq names its product tobamovirus multiplication protein 2B. The transcript is spliced from 4 exons. NCBI's taxonomy places the organism in Eukaryota, Viridiplantae, Streptophyta, Magnoliopsida, Poales, Poaceae. The coding region runs from base 79 to 477 and encodes 132 amino acids. The record is from RefSeq and is a predicted model, not a curated record.